GACAGCUAGCAGCCACCUAGCCAGGGAGAGGCUAUACCAAAGACAGUGCAUUAUGAAGAUACCUGGGCACACUUGUAGGCGACGUCGGCUAGCAAAACUCAUACGUAGAAUCACGUUAUCGGGUCGUCUCGCGUCGAACUGCGCAUAUGCAGGUCGUCAACUCAGAGGCACUCUUUCUAUAUAAAGUUGUUUUUGACGAAAAUGAAAACGUGUCAGUUUGUGAUUCUCACGGGUUUGGAGUCAUAACAAGUUCAACUACAUAAGACAUUGGCUCGAAUCUAAAUGGUUCCUUAGGAUUUCGAGAAAAUUAAUGAAUAAGUAAGAUCCUAUCUUUGGCUAUACGGACACACCUGGUGCCCAAAUUGAUGACGUAUCUAAGUAUAUCGCGCAGCUGAGUCAGGUGUGGAAUUUUGCAAUUGUUUUAGAUGCUGCUUGAUUAUUGAGGAACGUGUCAAGACCCGGGCCUUGUUUCAGAAAGCAAGUUUAACUAACUCUGAGUUUAAACCUGAACUCUGGGUUGACUGACUCUGAGCUGUCAAACUCAGAGUUUUCGGUUUCAGAGCAGGUGAUAACAAUUAGUUAAAUCAAAGCUUGGUUAACUUAACCCUGAGUUAAACACGUGUAUGAGGAGCUAAAGAGCCAUCAUCAAUGGAAUGCAGAUAACAUGAUUAAUCAUGGCAACAGGAGAAAAGGUAUCGAACCUCCUACUUCUCCCCAGUGGAGUUUGAAAUGUUAACGAGCGCGUAUGCAGAAUAUGUGCAUAUAUUUAAGACCAAUAAAUAAAUGCCGUAGCAGCAGCAAAAUAACGUGAGUUUGCGUGGCAGAAAAUUGCUGACCAAGUCAAUGCGCACAAAACCUACUUGGCAGCCACUGAAGAUGAAAUAUACAAAUAUACUUCAAACAGUAGCGGAGACAUACCCUUGCACUGAAUGCUAGAGAUGAUAUGACUGAUAUGGUAACAGGGAGAUGGACAAGCCCCUCGCUGAAGUUGUUCAUAAUGAUGCUUCAGCAUCAGGGAUUCAGCCUGUCCGAGAUCAGUGCGUCAGCCUUUGUGCCCUGCCUGUCCCCACCUGGAACACUCACGCUCGAGGACUUCACCAACUUCACUCCCCUGGUAAAGGAGGAGUUGCGCUACGCUAUUCAGCACAGGCGGCUGUCCAACGGACUGAGUACCGAUAUCAUGAGCGACUGUGCAAGCUCAAGUUCAGACAGACCGUCAGAAGCCACAAGUGUCAAGAGACUGGCGACCCCGGAGGAAAGCGAGAGGAGGAAAAGAAGACGAGAAAGAAACAAAGUAGCUGCUGCCAAAUGUAGGAAUAAGAAGAAGGAAAAAACGGAUUGUCUGCUAAAGGAUCUGACCAAACUACUAUUCCAGGAGUCUGAGAAACUAGAGUUGGUGAACAGUGAGUUGAAGGCCCAGAUUGAGGAGCUGAAGAACCAGAAGCAGCAGUUAGUCUACAUGUUGAACCUCCACCGGCCCACCUGCAUCGUACGGGCCCAGAACGGCCAGACCCCUGAGGACGAGAGAAACCUAUUCAUCCAGCAGAUCAAGGAUGGAACCCUGCAGAUGGGUCAGCUUGAUCACCACCACACCUCAGUGUCAACUGCUUGUGGCCAUCUCUGAUCCACCCACUCUGGGGUAGUAGGAUACUACUUACACACUCAAGCACUCACCUUCCCCUGGCUACUGCACUCUGUACCUGCAUCAAGUGAAGGCUCUUUCAGGCCAUCAAAGCAAAGGAGCUUUACACGUUCCGCUCCUCAACAUAGUGACUGCAGCUGGGUUGGUGAUAAGAGGAAGGACUGGACAGCACAAGGACGGACACCCCGUGUUCCACCUAGGGUGGCUUGGGCUGUUCCGGCACAUAGGGCGAAUGUCAAAGCACUAAAACAUAGAAAUACAUCUAAUGUAUUUAUUGUUUCCUUAAAUCUUUUACAAUUUUAUUUGAGGUAAAUUACUGUUUCUCUAUUUUUGUACUAAAGCAUGAUGUCAAAGUGGUAAAGGCACAUGAUUUCACUGGUCAGUUGAGAUAUAUGCUUGUUGAGGAAAAAUACUACUUGUAUAAGCUAUCUUUAUGGCACACAAUACACGUGGAGAGAUAUUAAUGGCUGUGUACUGUGUGUGACAUUGAUAGCUGUGUUUUUACUGUCAUAUUGAAAGUUUUUUGCAUACGUAGGUAUGAAGUGUUUGCUGUUAUUGAAUAUAUUCUGUAUUAGCUCUGGCUAUAGCUCACUUUCUUCCCCCUUGACUAGCCUAACAAAAACCUCUGAAGCUGCUACUACUACCACUAACUCAGACAAUACAGGUGUAGUUCAUAUCACAGGAACCCUCUAAUAAGAGGACAAUAUAGGGAGUGCAUGUAAUGUUGAUUCACUUAGAUAGCAUUUCAUUUAACUUACUGACAGACAAUGGCACUGUUAGACCCGGAACUCUUUUCUUGAAAAUCAGUCAUUACAUUUCUGUAAGCUGGUGUAUUCUGACUAGACCCUGAUUUCGUAGUGAUCUGUCGUAUUUUCUCUGAAAUGUUGAAGUUAUGCUUGUGUGUUUCCUAUUACAUUUUGUUCAUGUGUAUACAAGUGUGUAUUUACUGUAUAACAUAUAUGUAAACCAACUUACACCUCCCUAUUGUCUUCAAAAAGGUGUUUGUUUGUGUUAUUGAAGCUGGACUUAUCAAAUAGAACCACUAGGUAUAAGUAGCUAGAUAUCUAAGUGGAAUUAUUUAGCACUAUGCUUGUCUGAGGUUCUCACUUUGAAGUCUUGGAAGAUGACAUGAAUUGCCUCAGUGUUUGGCUGCAAUUACCAAGUCACUGCCAAACAACCCCCUUCCCUCUUCCCUCAGUCCAUUGGUUAUGCUGCCACUUCCUCUUGGUAGGCUCAUUGCGCAAACAACACAUUUUUAUGAUCAAUAGUAGCUUUUGUCUCUAUAUUCAUGUGUGGUUUAUGGUAAGGUACUGUUUAUCUGUGUGUGUUUGUGAGUAAACGUUUGAGAGGAAGACGGUGAGAGACGCAGGCGUCCAUGUGUUUUAUUUGUUUUUGUGUAGUUCAGAGUUUCGUGUUCAAACAGGCAUGCUAGUCAUGGCUGGGGGCUUACUACUGAAAUACUUCAUUUGAAGGAUGACACGCCUGUUUUAUGUUCUUCAAUACCUGUCUUGUUUUUCUGUUUCACCUUCCAUUUUCUUCUCUCACUUAAACAUUGUUCACUAAAAGUAUUCGUGUAAUGAGAAAUAUCACAUUGUAUCAAGUCCGGUAAAACCACAAGAUGAAACCAAUUAAGUACUCAAUUCUAUUCUGUCUUUUGAUUUUUCUGUUUUUGAUACUUUGUUAAUAAAUAUAUAUAUAUAUACUUCAAA
Molecule: messenger RNA, 3351 nt
Organism: Oncorhynchus gorbuscha (pink salmon)
Lineage: Eukaryota; Metazoa; Chordata; Actinopteri; Salmoniformes; Salmonidae
Product: cyclic AMP-dependent transcription factor ATF-3-like
Exons: 6
Coding region: 944-1624 (226 amino acids)
Biological process (GO): regulation of transcription by RNA polymerase II
Cellular component (GO): nucleus
Molecular function (GO): RNA polymerase II cis-regulatory region sequence-specific DNA binding; DNA-binding transcription factor activity, RNA polymerase II-specific
Source: RefSeq, a predicted model, not a curated record